UGUACUGUGGGAGGGGAGAUGGCAGGGGCACACACACUGGGCGCUGUUCUCGCAGUAUUGUGCAUAUCGGCCCCAGAGCACACUGGGUGAUGUGAUGAAAUGUGAUAGCAGGCAGGCAGGCAGCAGCGCGCAUUCUGCUCUAAAGUUCACGUCACUUGGAGAAUUACUGAGGACUUACCAGGGGCUGCAGCCUGACAACAACAAGUAUUGUAGAUAAUGGAUUCCUGCACAAUUCUAUUUGGCAUAAUUGCCUUUCUCACAGCAACGUUGUACAUCGCCUAUAAAAGAAACCGUGGCAUGACAAAGAUUUACAUGCAUGAGAUAUGGCAAGCAAUCAAAAAUGUAUUACUGUGUCAGUCAAAGGAACAGCGGAUUUUGGAGUUUGUGCAGAAGAAUGCCGUACGCGGGGACCCUCAGAGCGUUGUUGAUAAUAUUGACAAAUAUUGCAACCAGAGGGAAUGGGCCAUGAACGUUGGAGAUCAAAAGGGCUUGAUCCUUGAUAAAAUAGUGAAGGAGACUAAUCCAUCUGUCCUGCUGGAGCUAGGCACGUACUGUGGGUAUUCAGCUGUCCGGAUAGGUCGGUUGUUAAAGCCUGGUGCCCGUUUCUAUACUUUGGAAAUUAAUCCAACCUUUGCUGCAAUAGCUAAGCAGAUGAUUGAAUUUGCUGAGCUUAAGGACAAGGUGCAUAUACUGGAAGGUCCUACAUAUGAUAUUAUUCCUCAACUGAAAAAGAAAUAUGAAGUGGAUACUCUAGAUUUUGUGUUUAUUGAUCACUGGAAGGACAAAUACAAACCAGAUACCCAGCUUCUGGAAAAAUGUAACUUACUGAGAAAAGGUUCUGUCAUACUGGCUGACAAUGUCAUUAUUCCCGGAGCUCCAGAUUUUGUUGAAUAUGUUAGAAACUGUGGCCGAUAUGAUUGUACCAAUUAUCCGUCAAUGUUAGAGUAUAUGAAUGAAGAGGAUGCACUAGAAAAGGCUGUGUUCAGAGGCUAGAAGUCAUUUUAAUCAUGUUAACACACUGUUCUAUUACUGACAAUUAGAUUGCAGCCAUGACUAUUACAGUGGCUGUUAGUUAAUGUGUAAAUUGGCCGCUUUCUACUCACACUGUUCAUUUCUCAAAUUCUCAUGUAACAGAGAUACAGGAAAUGGAAAGUCUGUAUAAACAGGAAUAUAACCCAUAGUUAACCCGUAUUAAAGGGGUGCUUCAAAUAAAACUUACCCUGUUUAUUUAUUUAUUAUUUUUUUUUUUUU
Molecule: messenger RNA, 1251 nt
Organism: Pelobates fuscus (common spadefoot toad)
Lineage: Eukaryota; Metazoa; Chordata; Amphibia; Anura; Pelobatidae
Product: catechol O-methyltransferase-like
Exons: 5
Coding region: 217-993 (258 amino acids)
Biological process (GO): developmental process; dopamine metabolic process; catecholamine catabolic process
Cellular component (GO): membrane; axon; dendrite
Molecular function (GO): catechol O-methyltransferase activity; magnesium ion binding
Source: RefSeq, a predicted model, not a curated record